Cantharellus anzutake is the source of this 594-nucleotide messenger RNA. Its product is annotated as HCP-like protein. NCBI's taxonomy places the organism in Eukaryota, Fungi, Basidiomycota, Agaricomycetes, Cantharellales, Hydnaceae. Gene Ontology annotation, molecular function: protein binding. The transcript has 4 exons. Bases 1 to 594 code for a protein of 197 amino acids. The record is from RefSeq and is a predicted model, not a curated record.
AUGUCUCCGUCCAAUUCCGCUUCCACUCUUCCUGUUCCCGAAGGUCUCCCGAAGAACAUAUCAAGUGCAGACGAAUACCUUCAACUAGGGAUUCAGCACCAUGAGGCCGAUAAUCUUCCGCUCUCUGCAUAUUGUUUUGAACAUAGUGCAAAAUUCAAUGGAGGAUGCGGUGUUGGUAUGUUAAUGUGGGGAUUGACGCUAAGGCAUGGGUGGGGUGUGCCUAAAGAUGAGAAUAAGGGUUUCGUGUGGGUUCGACGUGCUGCCGAAGCCGCUGUGGAUGAUUUGGAUUCAGUGAUGAGCGGAGUCGAUGCUGGAGCAGUCCAGAGUGAGCUUGUGCUGGCGAUAUACGAAGUUGGUCAAUGCUACUCCAAUGGCUGGGGCGUUCCAAAGGACAAGAAAAUGGCAGUGAGCUACUUCCAAGUUGCCGCACGAUUGGGGGAUCCUGACGCCCAACAGGAGCUGGGUUUCUGCUUCGCCAAUGGAAAAGGAUGCAAGAAGAACAAGAAGGAGGCUGCCAAAUGGUACCGAAAAGCAACUGAGCAAGGCGUCAGCACUGUUGGUUUAGCAUGGAUAUACAAGGACAAGUAUCAGUAA